AUGCCUUCAGCAUAUAGUGAAGACUUAAAAUGGCGUAUAGUAUUUCUUCGGCAUAGCGGUUAUUCUAAAAGACAAAUUGCAGAAAUUCUUUAUGUCAGUAGAAGCUUAAUAUAUAAAGUAUUAUGGUUGUAUAAAAAAUGGGGAACAGUAGUUAAUCCUUGGAGACAAAUACCGGGAAGACAAAAUACUGAUUUGUAUCUUGAUGAAAUAGUUUGGAAGAUGGAAAUUCGAAGUAACAAACAUGUUUCUAUUUCUACUUUAUGGAGAUCGUUAGCAUAUUGUGGAAUAACAC
Molecule: messenger RNA, 292 nt
Organism: Dentiscutata erythropus
Lineage: Eukaryota; Fungi; Glomeromycota; Glomeromycetes; Diversisporales; Gigasporaceae
Source: the annotation of a GenBank genome assembly